Messenger RNA from Drosophila obscura, 1375 nucleotides. RefSeq names its product purine nucleoside phosphorylase. Gene Ontology annotation, biological process: nucleoside metabolic process. Gene Ontology annotation, molecular function: S-methyl-5-thioadenosine phosphorylase activity. The record is from RefSeq and is a predicted model, not a curated record. The transcript has 2 exons. Gene Ontology annotation, cellular component: cytosol. Lineage: Eukaryota; Metazoa; Arthropoda; Insecta; Diptera; Drosophilidae. Bases 66 to 932 code for a protein of 288 amino acids.
AAAAAAAUAAAAUUAAAUAAAAAAAAAAAAUUUUCGAAAAGUUCACUUAAAAUUUAAAGUUAGACAUGGAAAAUAAUUUAGCAACAAUAAAUGAAGAUCCUUUCCCAAUUAAAAUUGGAAUAAUUGGAGAUACUGAUUUGGAUAAAACAAUCUUACUUCAAAAUCGAAUGGAAUAUGCUGUAUGUACGCCUUUUGGAAAACCUUCUGACAUUAUAAUUGAAGGCUUAAUGGAUGGCGUAAAAUGUGCCCUUCUCUCUAGAAAUGGCCGGCUGCAUGAUAUAAUGCCGACAAAUAUUAACUAUAGAGCUAACAUUUGGGCCAUGCGCAAAUUGGGAUGCACACACAUCUUGGUAACCCACACCCUUAGUUCUUUGCAGGAGAAUAUUAUACCCGGAGAUAUUGUCGUGCCACACGAUCUAAUAGAUCACACAUCAAGGCGUGCUCAGACUUUCUAUGAUGGUGCAUUCGGCAGUCCCUUCGGUGUCUGUCAUCUACCAAUGUACCCUGCAUUCUGCGAGCGUACAAGGAAGCAUCUUCUAAGUGCUGCACAAGAACUUGACCUCUCCACGCACUCGAAAGCUAUAGUUCUUACACUCGAAGGGCCUCGUUACUCGACACUUGCUGAAAACAAUAUAUAUCGCACAUGGGGAGCGGAUCUACUCAGCAUGACUUUAUGUCCUGAAGCCACAUUGUCCAAGGAAGCGGGUAUUUUAUAUGCCUCGAUAGGACUGGUUACCAACCUAGAGUGCUGGUGCACAAAACAACCAAUUGCAACCACCCAAGAAAUAAUAUAUGUGUUUAAGAACAAAGUCGAAAAACUCCAAAAGGUACUUAGCAAAGCAAUAACAAAUAUGUCAAAAGAGGACUGGUCUGAAGAUAUUUUAAAAGCUAAGAUAUUGGUGUGCAGUAAUUUUGCAAAUCGAAUCAAAUAAUAUUUAUCCAAUAAUAAAUAAGAAACAAACAAAAAAUGGACGAAACAAAAAAAAACAUGCAUUUAUUCACAUUAUUCAAAUACACAUAUUAGCAGGAAGCUGAGAAGAAAUCGAUUUUUAUCCCCAGACUUUCUUAGGAUUAAAAAAAAACAAAACCGUUUGCGUUGACUGACAUUCAACACUCAUCUAAAACGGAAACUGUAUUCGUUAUGGAAAUUCUAUUAGUUACUUUUUAUAGCGAAUAAAAGCACAGUGACGGGAAACAAUAGACGCUUUAAACCGAAAACAGAAAAAUAUUUGACAACGAGCGAUUUCGAAAAAUAAUUGUCACAUAUGGGCAGUUCCGCCAAAAGGUCCAUCAGGCCCAAAAAUCAUGAUUUCCAUAUAAUUUUUUCGGAAUAUUUUUUUCUAAAUUUAUUAAAAGGUAACUAAUUUACUCUAUU